GAAGCAAAACUGGACUCUCAGAAUGGAUGAUCCCAUGUGCAGUAUCCCUCACAGUAGGGAUGACAGUAAUGGGGGUCAAAUGGAAGCUGCUGUUGAAGAACUUGGCAGCAUGUUUGGACAUCAGGUUACGAGGGAGGAGAUGAUGGAGGUGCUGCUUGCUAACAAUUAUGACCUGAAUUCGUCCAUUAGUGCUCUUAUUCAAAAGGGAAACAGACAGUCACCAGACAGAAGAUAUGAAAGUAGACAAGGUGACUACAUUGGUGUUCAGUAUGACUUGCCAGAUGCUUAUUGUUAUGAAUCAGCUCUUUUUUUUGGAAAGUGCACAUGUGAACGCUUGCCAGUGAAGCGCCUGAUCAAGGAGUGGUACAUCGAUAUUGUGAAGAAGCGUGGAACAGACAAGCGAAAGCAGAAUGUAGGGCGGAGGCUUGCCCGCUCCCGAAAUGUGAGUCAGUGCAGUGCAGAUUCAACUGUCACAAACAGCAUGGAUAGUCAUGAUAUAGGGGAGUCAAGUCAGGAUCUGAGUGAGGAUAGUCAAGAUAUCAUACCAGAUUUCUUUGACAUGGAAAUGGAAAGUGAUUAUGAGAACACAUCAAGUACAAGUGCUUCUAGACAACAGACUUCAGGCAACUCAAGGGGCUGUUCUCAGGAGGAUGCAUUGCCAUUAGAGAUUCCUCCGCUUACUUUGAAGGUGAACAGUACAACAGAUUCUAAGUGUGUUGCAGAUAAACCUGUCUCUUUGAGCAAUGGCAUCCCAAUCCCCAAGCUACCAAAAGAAAGACCAGAGAGAGAAUACAAUUUCUCCAUUCCUCCAGUAAGCUCAUGUUCUGCUGUGUACUCUGGUCCUAGUUUGGCAUUCCUUGUUCAGUCAAAAGAAGAAACCCCAAGUCCCAACUUUUUACCCCAACCUUUGUCAAGUCAUGAAAGUACUGGCCCAAGUUUGUCAACUUUAGCUCAGUCACAUCUUGAAAAUGCUGCCCCAGGCUUGUCAUCUCUUGCUCAGUCUCACCAGAAAAGCACUGGUCCUGGUCAGUCAUUACAGGCUCUAUCUCAUUCAGGACAGUAUGGUCAUGGUUUACUUACUGCAUUGCAGCCAUCUUUGGAAAUUAGUGGGCCUAAUCUCUCAAGCUUGGCAGAGUCCAAGCUAGGGCCUAGUUUGUCAAGCCUACAGUCCAAUCUGGAAGGUACUGGUCCCAGUCUUAAUAGCAUUGUCAGCCAAGAAAGCAUUAGGCCAGGUCUUCCAAGCUUUGCUCAGUAUAGCCAAAUAAACAGUGGGCUUGGUCUUGCCAGUCUAGCUCAGUCAGCUGUAGGAGACACUGGGCCUAGUAUUUCAAGCCUUGCUCAGUGUAAUCAAGCAGGCGUUGGGCUUAGUCUCGCUAGCCUAGCGCAGUCUAACUUAGGAAACACUGGGACUAAUCCUCCAAGUCUUGUUCAUUCAGAUCAAGCAAGUAGUGGGGUUAGUCUUGCAAGCCUAGCACAGUCUAAUUUAGGAAACACCGGGGCUAGUCUUUCAAGCUUGGCACAGUCAAAUCUAGAAGGCAAUGGACCUACCCUGAUCAACUUAGCACAGUCCAACCUAGAGAAUAUUGGGCCAAGUCUUGCUAGCCUAGUACAGUGUAAUGUAGGAGACGGUGGUCCUAGUCUUUCAAGCCUAGCACAGUCCAACCUAGGGAACAGCAUCCCAGGUCUUUCAAGCCUUGCUCAGUCCAACCAAACAAGUAGUGGGCCUAGUCUUGCAAGCCUAGCACAGUGUAACUUGGGAGACAGUACAUAUCCCCAUUUGGAAACUAUAAGAGACAAUGUUUCAAAGCCUCUUGAUUUUAAAAUACCAUUACUUUUAGGGUCUCCAAAGUCAGAUAAUCAAUUAUAUACAAAUGGCAAUGGUGUGUUAACAGUAGCCCAACAUCUCAACAGAAAUGAAACUGGCAAAAUGCUCCAUAAUCAUUCUGAAGAAAAUGCUCCUGGAGUGCCAAUAGAUUUAAGGGAUGCACUGAGUGCAAGAUUACUUUCAGAGAAAAAUGAGAUUGAUUUGCCAUCAUUAGCAAGUCUGAAAGUUUCCUGUAAAGAACCUGUCAUGCAUCAUUCAUCACCUUGUCAGUCUUUUUCUUCUCAUAGCAAUAUAUCUCCACAAGAUUUUCCAUCAAAUCCACAUUUGCCUCCUGGGCUAAAGGCACCACCAGGACUGAGUCCUCCUCCAGGUUUAAAUCUUCCACCAGGUUUAAGAAUACCACGUCUAAAAGCACCACCAGGACUGAAUCUUCCUCCAGGUUUAAAUCCUCCACCAGGUCUAAAAGCAUGUCCAGGGAAAAAUUUGCCUUCAGAGCUAAACUUACCACCAGGCCUGAAUGUGCUGCCAUCUCCAAACCUUGACCCAGCACUUGGUUUAAUGACUCCUCAGAGACUGGAAGUGGAACCAUUACCCAAAGCAUUAUGUGAUUCAAGAGGCAGUCAGUUUAUGAAAGCUGAAAAUGGUCAAAGUGAACCAGAAAGCUUGGAAAUGUUACUGAGAAUGCAAGAUGAGGAAGUAGACAUAGCUGAGGAGAUUGAUUUACAGGCUGCUCUUGUUAAACAUCCUGAGAAGAAAGCAGAAAUUGAUACUGACAUUGAAGAAUCUUACAGUGUUUUCGUUGAGCCUGUGGCAAUUAAGUGUGAUACAUCCCUAUUCAAAACCUCCCCAUCACCAUUUGGAGAGGUGAUGGUCAAAAAGCCCCCACUAUAUCCAGUAAAAAAGCUAGCUGAAAAAAGCUUUUCUGUUCCCUUUGAAAUUUUCAAGUUUGACACCCCAUCCCCUGAUGAACUUGUACGUAAGGCAUUGGAGGAUCAUAAAAAUCCUGACUGGUAUAGAUUAGUUACAAGGGAAAGACAGAGUAGGAGAUAGAAGUUUUUGACAUUUAGAUAUUUAGUGCCACUGGAAGGGCAAAUAUGCAGGUAAUACACAGUA
Messenger RNA from Penaeus monodon (black tiger shrimp), 2938 nucleotides. RefSeq lists its product as uncharacterized. NCBI's taxonomy places the organism in Eukaryota, Metazoa, Arthropoda, Malacostraca, Decapoda, Penaeidae. The record is from RefSeq and is a predicted model, not a curated record.